AGCGCCGAGCGGGGCCCGGCGGAGCCGCCCCAGCCCCGGCUGCUGUCCCUGUCCCUGUCCCUGUCCCUGUCCUGUCCCUGUCCCUGUCCCUGUUCCUGUUCCUGCCCGGCCCCUGCGCUGCCCGCGGCCGCCGCAGCCGAUAUGGUCCUGAACAUCGCGAGCACGUGACUUUGAAGAUGGACAACUGGAUCUGUCAUAAGUUGUGAUUGGCCUUAAGUUGACUUAUACCCGUUGAAGAACUCUCCCGUUCCUGAUUUUUACCUGUCUGAUUGCCUCACACCACCAGCUUAAUCAUGUAUGGAAGUGCUCGGUCCGUGGGGAAGGUUGAGCCCAGCAACCAGAGCCCAGGGCGUUCACCGAGGCUGCCACGGUCGCCACGCCUGGGCCACCGUCGAACCAACAGCACGGGAGGCAGCUCUGGGAGUAGUACUGGGGGUGGCAGUGGGAAAACCCUUUCUAUGGAAAACAUCCAGUCCUUAAAUGCUGCCUAUGCCACGUCCGGCCCUAUGUACCUAAGUGACCACGAGAACGUGGGUGCAGACACCCCGAAGAGCACCAUGACGUUGGGCCGGUCGGGGGGGCGGCUGCCUUACGGUGUUAGGAUGACUGCGAUGGGCAGCAGCCCUAACAUUGCCAGUAGUGGAGUUGCCAGCGAUACCAUUGCGUUCGGGGAGCACCAUCUCCCUCCGGUGAGCAUGGCAUCCACUGUGCCUCACUCGCUGCGCCAGGCCAGGGAUAACACCAUCAUGGAUCUGCAGACACAACUCAAAGAAGUGCUGAGGGAAAACGAUCUGCUCCGCAAGGAUGUGGAGGUGAAAGAAAGCAAGCUGAGUUCUUCCAUGAAUAGCAUCAAGACCUUCUGGAGCCCUGAGCUAAAAAAGGAGAGAGCUCUGAGGAAAGAUGAAGCGUCAAAAAUCACCAUUUGGAAGGAACAAUAUAGAGUUUUGCAAGAAGAAAACCAGCAUAUGCAGAUGACUAUCCAGGCUCUCCAAGAUGAGCUUCGGAUCCAGCGAGACCUGAACCAGCUGUUCCAGCAGGACAGCAGCACCAGAACCAGCGAGCCCUUCGUGGCAGAGCUGACAGAGGAAAACUUCCAGCGACUCCACGCAGAGCACGAGCGCCAGGCCAAGGAGCUCUUCCUGCUACGUAAAACCCUGGAGGAGAUGGAACUGCGUAUUGAGACACAGAAACAGACCUUAAAUGCGCGUGACGAGUCCAUCAAAAAGCUGCUGGAGAUGCUGCAGAGUAAAGGUCUGUCAGCAAAAGCCACCGAGGAGGAUCAUGAGCGAACAAGGCGGUUGGCUGAGGCGGAGAUGCACGUGCACCACUUGGAAAGCCUUCUUGAACAGAAGGAAAAAGAAAACAACAUGCUGAGAGAGGAGAUCCAUCGUCGAUUUGAAAACGCUCCUGACACAGCCAAGACAAAGGCUCUUCAAACUGUUAUUGAGAUGAAGGAUUCGAAAAUUUCUUCCAUGGAGCGGGGCCUCCGGGAUUUGGAAGAGGAGAUUCAGAUGCUGAAGUCAAAUGGGGCUCUGAGCACAGAGGAACGUGAAGAGGAAAUGAAGCAGAUGGAGGUGUACCGUAGUCAUUCCAAAUUCAUGAAAAAUAAGGUAGAGCAACUGAAGGAAGAGCUAAGUGCCAAAGAGGCUCAAGGGGAGGACCUGAAAAAAAGAGUGGCUGGUCUCCAGACCGAGAUUGGUCAGGUGAAACAGGAGCUGUCACGCAAAGACACCGAGUUGCUGGCCUUGCAGACGAAGCUGGAGACCCUCACAAAUCAGUUCUCUGACAGCAAGCAGCAUAUCGAAGUUCUGAAAGAGUCUCUUACAGCUAAAGAGCAAAGGGCUGCCAUCCUGCAGACAGAGGUGGAUGCAUUACGAUUACGUCUGGAAGAGAAGGAGACUAUGCUAAAUAAGAAGACAAAGCAGAUUCAGGAGAUGGCAGAGGAGAAGGGGACUCAAGCAGGAGAGAUCCAUGACCUCAAGGACAUGUUAGAGGUGAAGGAACGCAAAGUUAACGUUCUUCAGAAGAAGAUCGAAAACCUUCAAGAGCAGCUGAGAGACAAGGAGAAGCAGAUGAGCAGCCUAAAGGACCGCGUGAAAUCCUUGCAGGCCGACACCACAAACACUGACACUGCCUUGACCACGCUGGAAGAGGCGCUCGCGGAAAAGGAAAAGACCAUUGAGCGCUUAAAGGAGCAGCGUGACAGAGAUGAACGAGAAAAACAGGAAGAGAUCGACAACUACAAGAAAGACAUUAAGGACCUGAAAGAGAAAGUCAGCAUUUUACAAGGAGAUCUCACAGAGAAAGAGACAUCGCUGCUGGAUCUGAAGGAACAUGCUUCAUCGUUAGCUUCAUCAGGACUGAAGAAAGAUUCGAGACUGAAAACACUAGAAAUUGCAUUAGAACAGAAAAAGGAAGAAUGUUUGAAGAUGGAAACUCAAUUGAAGAAGCACCCUGAAGUUUUAUUGAGUCAUCCAUCCAAGCUAGCUCAUGAGGCAACACUGGAGGCGAGGGCCAGCCCAGAGCUGAGCGAUCGAAUGCAGCAGCUGGAGCGAGAGGUAACGCGGUAUCGGGAGGAGUCUGGCAAGGCUCAAGCCGAGGUGGAUCGUCUUCUGGAAAUCUUGAAAGAGAUGGAAAACGAGAAGAACGAUAAGGAUAAGAAGAUAGCAGAACUGGAGAGAAAGCACGCCUCCCGCAAACUGCACCCUCCCUACCAGGUGUCGGUCCCCGCACCGCAACACGUAGGGGGGUUUGUGUGGGACUUCCUGGGAAACCUCACCUCAAGGCAAGUUAAAGAUCAAAAUAAGAAAGUAGCAAAUCUGAAGCACAAAGAACAAGUGGAGAAAAAGAAGAGUGCACAGAUGCUGGAGGAGGCCAGGAGACGAGAGGAUAAUCUUAAUGACAGCUCCCAGCAGCUUCAGGACAAUCUGCGUAAAAAGGAUGAUCGGAUUGAAGAAUUGGAAGAGGCACUCAGAGAAAGUGUUCAGAUAACUGCAGAGCGGGAAAUGGUGCUAGCACAAGAGGAGUCAGCCAGGAUCAAUGCUGAGAAACAGGUAGAAGAGCUGAUGAUGGCCAUGGAGAAGGUUAAGCAGGAGCUGGAGUCAAUGAAAGCAAAAUUGUCCUCUACACAACAGUCUUUGGCUGAGAAGGAAACCCAUUUGACCAACCUACGAGCUGAAAGAAGGAAACAUUUGGAAGAAGUCCUGGAAAUGAAACAAGAAGCCCUUCUUGCUGCCAUUAGUGAAAAAGAUGCCAAUAUUGCUCUGCUAGAGCUUUCAUCCUCUAAGAAGAAGACCCAAGAUGAAGUGGCUGCACUGAAACGAGAGAAAGACCGUCUUGUGCAACAGCUCAAGCAGCAGACUCAGAACCGUAUGAAGCUGAUGGCUGACAACUAUGAGGAUGACCACCUCAAAUCCUCAUCCCAUUCCAACCAAACCAACCACAAGCCCUCCCCUGACCAGAUAAUUCAGCCCCUCUUAGAACUUGAUCAGAAUCGCAGCAAGUUGAAGUUGUACAUUGGACAUCUGAUAGCCCUGUGCCAUGACCGUGACCCCCUGAUUCUGCGUGGACUCACCCCGCCUGCUUCCUACCACCUGGAUGAUGACCAGGCAGCUUGGGAGAAAGAGCUGCAGAAGAUGACCCAGGAGCAGCUUCAUGAUGAGCUGGAAAAGGGGGAGAAGGAGAGCGCGGAGCUGCAGGAGUUUGCCAAUGCCAUCCUACAGCAGAUAGCGGAUCACUGCCCUGACAUCCUGGAGCAAGUCGUCAACACGCUCGAGGAGUCGUCAUGACCUCGGCCACCAGCCCCACUGGAGCAGCACACCAGUGGCCAAGCCCAGUCAGUCCAAGGAGCCGUAAGAGCGGAGAGCAACGUGAAAGACAGAAAGCGGAACUGAAACUUCUGGUGCACCUUUUACAAAGAAAACAAAAGCAAAAAGAAAAAGAAAAAAAAAAACUCGAAAAAACUACAUGCUCUCUAGGUUCUUCCAGCCCGUGAUUAAUCAGUCAUUUCUGCAUUCAUCUUCUCGCUGCCUUUCUGCUUUUGAAUCCGAUUCCCCAUUGACUUUGUUGGUGGUGACUUUGGGAUAAAGCUGAGCAGAGCUCUUCCAAGUCUACUGAGCAAAGCAGAGGGGAUCCACUGGACACAAGCAGCUCUAGUUCUCCAUGAGGUUGCAGAAGGGUAGCCCUUGCCUUUCAUUCUUAUGUUGCUUUUUUUCAUUCUUCCUUUUUUUUUGUUUUAUUUUCAUAAAAGCUGAAAGCCUGAAUUUCAUAGUGCUAAAAACCAAACCUGAGCAUGCUCUGAUUAUGGCUCAUGACUGGCCAGCACCAGGUAGCUAGCUCGGGUCUCACUGCCUGUCUCAGUGUUCCUUAUGUUCUUAAAUAACAGAGAGAGGAAAGGAAAGUUUCCCUACUUGUUCCUGUUAGUCACUUCAUCUAGCAGCUGGGAAACAAGGUAGGCAUAGUGGUACUUUCUGUUUACUUAACUUGGAUUUUUAUUGUUCACUGGUCUGACUCUGACGUGCCAGGUGGGGCAUUUGUUAAGGUAACUGUUUUCAUCUGUUGAUUUUUGGGGGGGAUUUAGAUGAUGUUUUCUCAUCAUAGGUCUGUAUCUCCUAAGUUCUUAUUUUAUAGAGAGCUCUCUCCCUUCAAGCAGGUGUGGUCAACAGAUCAGCUCCCAGCUUCAACUUGUAUAGUUUGUCCACUGCCAAUUUUUCAGGUCAUAACUUUGUGAACAUUAGCUGUCAUCAGAAUAGUCUUAGGUUUUGUAAAUGAGCAAAUUGCCUCAUUCAGCUUAAAAGUAUAAUUUUAAAGCUAAGUUAGGUAAAUCAGUAACAUAGUUCUUACUAUAAUUAUAAUUUAAUUUAUUUUGGUUUAGCUUAGGUUGACAAGGAAUGAGUUUGAGUUCAGAGCAAUAACCCAUUCUUAUGAAGAGGAUCAUCUCUGCUGGAGUUGGCACCCAGCUGAGUACAUAGGUGUAAAAUCACAGCUUUACUUAAACCAGUGCAAUUCUUAUAUGUAUAUGAGAGGCCUUAGUCUUAUUCCCACCCAUCUUUGACACUCAAUAAGCCCCUGCUGAUAGGUAAUAUGACCUGAAAUACCAGGUCAGUUUGUCAUUGUGGUAGCAAGUCAGAAUCCUAUUUUGUGAGUAGGACUUGUUCAUUCUUGGACUAUGCAUUAAUGGGGAGACGUGUUUUUUCCUGGCUACCAGUGGUUAUGUGUGUCUGGGGGCAUCUGCAGGACAGAACCCUUUAACACGUCCCCAUGUGCUCCUUAAAGGAGUUGUUCCCCUUUGCCUGUCUCAUGUUACUUAAGAGAACAAGGGGAGGGUGAAAGGAGACCAAAUAUCAACACAGCGGUGGAAGAAAUCUUGGGUUUCUAGUCACUAGCUAAUUAUGAACCCUCUCAGUAAACCUCCCAUUCAGAGCCUGCAGUUUAAUUCCAUAUGACUUACUACAUUUUGAGCUUAAUCACUAAACUGUUACGCUAAGGAAAAUGUUCCAGGCCCUUUCAGGAAGACUACAAUUCUUAUGUCUUUCAAAUGCACAGCACAGCUCCCCUGUAGGUCUUUCACACUUUAUCUUUAGAAGUGACCGAUAGCUUCCAAUAGAAAGGAGAUCAGCAAAAGUUUGAGUAAGGGGAGAUGUACCCUGUAUUUUUUUCAAAACAAGGACUGAAAAUUGGGCAAAACUGAAACUCUAUAUACCUGUAGACUCUAUUGAAAAAUAACUGAUUUAAAAGAAAUCAUAUCCCAAUUGAUUCUACUGUAAUGAUUCAGCAGAAGGAACUGGAUCCAUAGCCGUGGUGUAUACUAGGAAGAAAUAUGUAAGUCUCCAAAGAAGGAGUGAUUGAUUCACACCUCUUCCAUAUUUUGAACUGCCAGUGCUUUGCAAAUCAGCCUGUGUCUGAAGCUUUUUAUUUUUUUGUUGUGGCUGAGGAGAGUAAUGGGAACCUGGAAGUGUGGACAGGGGGGAACACCGGAAGGCGUGCAGACAAUGACUGUACGUACCGCUGAGCUGUGCCUCAUCCCAGAUCCACCCCUUUGGUCCCAUUCUUUGAGUCAGCACGUUUCGGGUAGGAGCUGUUGUUUUGAAAUCUUUCCUCUUGCUUUUUCUUCAUCACCCCUAAUUACUCACUCAAGGAAUUUAAUGCCGCCUGUAAAAGCAUCAGAGCCAUCAGCCAAACAUCAUCGGGCCACCGCCACCCCUCCUGACUAUCUCAUUAACUUAUAUGGUCAAAUCUCCAGCUGCCCUGGUUCCCUGCUGUAAAACAAUCCUUCCUCUGUGAGAAGCUGUGGAAUUUCUCUUAUCGAUGGUUCAAAUGACUCCUGCUUGUAAACCUCUUACUGAGAUGUUCCUUGAUAACGUUCCUGCUGCAGGCAGGGACAGGGGGAGGGGAUGGGAAUGAGGGGCGGUCACUUCAGGCUGUUAUUUCAAUUCCCUUGCUUUACUGCAGUGCCCACACAUCACAGGGAAGUGCUGGUUCUUCUGCAUCUCUAACUCAAGUUUGUGGCUGCGUUUCUAUAGCUCAGAGUGCCCCAGUCAAAGGCACGGUGCUGUCAGGGCAGUGUGGGCAGGAUCCGUGUGUCGGCAGCCAGGUAAAGCUCACUGUUUACACAUCUCCAGGCCUCUUCCCGGAGAGGAUUUGUGAAGCCUGGCUGGUUUUCAUGCUGGCCAUUUGGUCCUUUAUCUCCCAGCCACACACCUGCUGUUCCUCCCAUCUGGAUUGUUGGGCCUUUGUGAUUUUUCUCGUUAACUGCUGUUAUCUUCUAGAUCUUCUGGGCUUCCCAUCUUAAACAUUGAUCUUAGACCUCUACAAAGUGCUUUCAGGGAGAGAGCAGAUCUCAUUUAGGAACAGACUUGAUCCGACUUGAUCUCCACUGAACCAUUUCAGGUAAUCUCUCUGAUCCUGUGUCGACAGAGAUCUUGAGGUGAAUAGCUUGAGGAACUCUGGGAUUUGGGAGGUGCUGCUGGCCACGAUUUAAUGCUGAACGUGGCCACUGCAAGCUUUUUCCUUUCACUCGUAUGGAGUGCUGCACCGUUGGCCUUAGGGCAACAAAGGGAUUUUAUUAUCAUAACCCAUCGUGGGAUUGCGUGUCAGGCACGUGGCAGAAUGGCCACGUGUGUGCAUACACUGCAGUGCUCAUCCAGUUGCCUAACCCACCACUGCUCUUCUAAGGCCUAAUACCCAAGUGUCAGCAGCCAGGCAGAUGCAGACAGUUUUCCAACACAGCAGUCCUGCAGUGCAGCAGCUCUGGGAAAUCAGGGACCCUUCCCAGGGGCCCUUGGGAAACUUGCUUUUUCUUCUCCUGUUGAAUGAAGUUCCGUUUUCUAUGGGAGCUGAGAAAGUUUUAAUUGCUUUACUAUUACUUUUAUUCCUUCCAAUCUGUCAUUUGUAGAGAAACUGAGAGAUGUAAGGACACAAGGAGCUGUCUGUAGAAAAAUUAAAUAGGUCAUUUUAGCAGGGUUUGGGCUAAAAAAUAACUGAAGCCUGAAGCCCACAGUAAAGUGUAAAAGCUGACACCACUACCAUGCUUGUUCAUGAUAUCCAUAAGCCCAAGUCCAUAUUUGCCUCUGAAUCCAGCCUCAUGUAAAACACUAAAAGGACAUUACAACACUAGAAUUGCAGGGUGAGGACAUGAGCACUGCUUGCAAUUGGAAGAAGAAUUGCCUGGCGUGCUCCCAGACGAAGCUCUAAGCUUCUAGUAUUCUCUCUCAUUUUGACUGCCUUUAACCAGCUUUCCCUCCAUAAAAUGCCAAACCCUCUUUGGAGUAUCCAGUUUUUGCCAAGUCCUGGGGACAGAAGGUAGAAGGCCGACGUGAUGCACGAAGCUGCGUGUGCCAUUUCUGGUUGCACUGCAUUUCUGGCUGGAAUAUCCCUUCUCUAGCAAAUCUUCUGGUACUUUGGGGCUCUCAGGAAUUUGCACAAGGGAGCAUAAAUGUCAUAAAUCUUGUAGGCAUAACCUUGGCUUUUUGAACCAAAGGGGCAUCUCUUUUCAUUUGCCCUGUAAUUCCCACCCAUUCUGCUGCUAGUGCUCAAUUUGUUGGGAGAUUUCUACAUCUGAUAAAGGUUGACAGGGUUGAGUCCCCACUCCUGUACUAAUUGCCAAUCGUUGCCACUGAAGGGGUCUUCGCAAAGGACCAGAGUCACGCACUGAUACCAUUUUAAAGCAGAAGUUUCACUACGUAAGUAACACAAAUACCCCUCAAGUGACUCCAGUGAAAUGCAAAAGGGAAAUAGUACAAUCAAGGCAUCUGAUUUUUAAAGGAAGCCUCCACUCAUCUCGACGUCGGCACUGGAAGAGGGAACCGGAGAGGACGCGGAAGGCUGCGGAUAACCAACACUGCCCCAGCGAAGCCGGCAGGGUGGGAGGGUCGGGCACGGGGCAUCGCGCCUGGCAAGGCCAACUCUGCUGACCCCUCUCAUCAGCGUGGUGAGGAAAAGGAGAGGGUCAGGGGGGGUUUUUAGACAAAAUAAUGUUUUUAAUUGUUUUUUCCACAUGAAUGGAAGGAACCUUACGCAACAGCAGAUCCUUCUGAACAAAAUGGCUGCGUCCGCUGACUAUUUUUAAAAAAGAAAAAAGAAAAAAAAAGAAAAAGGAAAAACUGUUUCAAAAGUUUUUAGUGUCAAAGCAUAAACACAGAAAUCCUGACUUUUUUCCAGUGUGUGUGGUGAGUGCUGUAACCCUGUCAUCAGUAUCUCUCCUGGCUUUUUCAGGGGUGUUUUCUUCCUGUUUUGUUUUCUGCUUGUCGAUAUUGUCUGUGUGGUCCUAAGGCUGGGGCAGUUACCAACAAUGUGUGUCUGUUGUCGGAUUGAAAAAAAAAAAAAAAAAAAGAUAGUAGUAGAACUGAAAAAGAUGUGUUUUAAACAAAUAUAUAAAAAUAAAUUUCAUUAAAAGGAAUUCAAGUAAAGAAGCAACAAAGCCAUGACUCCUCCUCUCAGGAUUGUACGGAAAAGGAUUUUGUGGGCUUAUAAUUAUAACCAGUUGCCUUUCACAGGCUUUUGGGGUCCAAGGCUUCUUGGCCUCUUAGGAAAUGUUACAACCCCUGUAUAAAUUCCUGCUUUCCCAGGUCUGUACUGUACACGUGUAAGACAGAAAUGGGCAGAAUGAAACAGUAUUUUGGAAAUCAAUCUUUUCUGGUAACAGUUACCAACACCAGGUGUCCCUUAAGAUAAGAACUGCUGAUGUAAAUGGGCCAAAUGCUUUGGCCAAGUUUUCCUUUUUCUCCGUUGCACCCACUGAUACCAGGGACACGAGCAAGUGCAGAUCAGCUGGGGCAGGUAGUUCUGGGUAGAUCGAUUAUCAAAGUUGUAUUUCUCUGUGUCCAGUGUUGGUCACGUACCUGCAGCAGGUUAUGGGGCAGGAAGGGACCUUCUGCUCUGGCUGCAUCAAAGACUUGUGUUGCUUAAAAGGAGGUUAAGUGAGCUUAAACUGACAUGUAACGUAAACAAAAAAGUCACUUUAACUAUGAGACUGGGUAAAGAAUUUCAUUAAGUGAAUGUAUUUUUAAUAUCAAACUUACCAUGUGCUGUUUUUGCACUUUUAGUUUAGAUCUUGAAAAUCAAGUCAAUUGGUUUUGCUUUUAAGUAGAUAUCCAUGCUUUAGGUUCCUGGUGCUUUGGUGGGUUUUUUUUUGUUCAAAAUGUUCUUUUUUUCAUUUGGAAGCUGGCAAAAGAUGGAUGUACUCAAAACCAAAUUUGAAGCCAGAUUUUAUGAGUAGACGUUGUUCCUUUGAUCUGUCCCAUCUUCCCAGCUCUCCAUGGACAAGGCCAAGCCCUCCCUGCCUGCCCAGGGUGGCUGUGUUUGGCCCCUACUUACACACACGUUACAGUAUAUCUGGGGAGGCUUUAGUGUAAGAUGCCUUCAUUUGUUCAGAUGCUGAAGGAGGAUGAAUCCAACGGGACCAUGACCAGGGGAAUAAUUUCUGUGCUAGCCCAACAUGCUGCUCCAAGCCCACUAAAAGAGUAAAUUACCGUUUCCUUCCAGGUCAGUAAAUGAGGAGAGCCGCACACCGGGUUCACAGAUCGUCUGUGGAGUUAAAAAAAAAAUUCUGUGGGAUGCUCCAUCCACUCCACAGACAUGGAUCCCUCAUUUGCUUUGGAAGAGACGUGUUGCACUUUAGUGGAGGGGGAGACAGGCUUUGGGAAUGGGAUCUAGGAUACUUGAAUUCCUUUUUGAAAUAACAGCAGCGGGAGACAUUGAUGUCCGUGAUGCAAGUGCGCACGCUGCCUUCAACUUGUAUGUGUUUUAUUGCUGGAGUCAUGUUACUGACAGGAUAAUGAAAUUGCAAAGAAAAUGUGUUAUAUUCAACUUUGCCUUGAUAAUAUAAACACUUUGUUCAUUUUUUUUUUCUUCUUUUUUUAUUCACAGACUAAGUUCAUCAGGAAAUUAUAAAAUUAUUUAAAAA
This is a messenger RNA of Myiozetetes cayanensis, 10402 nucleotides long. RefSeq names its product ELKS/RAB6-interacting/CAST family member 1 (gene ERC1). NCBI's taxonomy places the organism in Eukaryota, Metazoa, Chordata, Aves, Passeriformes, Tyrannidae. The transcript has 22 exons. Gene Ontology annotation, biological process: neuromuscular synaptic transmission; maintenance of presynaptic active zone structure; regulation of synaptic plasticity. Gene Ontology annotation, cellular component: cytoskeleton of presynaptic active zone. Gene Ontology annotation, molecular function: structural constituent of presynaptic active zone. Bases 294 to 3788 code for a protein of 1164 amino acids. The record is from RefSeq and is a predicted model, not a curated record.